UAAAGAAACGGGGGCAAGUUACACGUAGCUUUAUAGCGCCUCUCAUAGAGUCUGAGCGGAGCUUCGCAGUGCAGCAGUUUAACAUUCUAUUGUAGAAGAAAGUGAAUUCCUUAUUGUAAUAGCACGAGGACCACCUACUGAUUAUGAUAUCAAGCAUUAAUUUACUUGUCUGCGUAAUGCUGUACGCGGGCAUGGCCACGACUGCAAACACUAAAAGCAACGUCUUGAGAAAGCCACCGAGUCCCCCAGGGCCUGCGAAAAAGGAUAUCGGCAUAAUAGAUUGGAUAAUAGGUAGAGUUCCGGAGGACAAGGAAGAUGCCGUUACGGCGGACAAAUAUGGGGUCGCGCGUAAGAUUGAGGCUUUCUGCAAGAAAAAAGAAAUGUACUUCCCCCACAAGGAACGAGCGUCGACUGACCAGCGUGAUGUAACGCUCCUGUUACAUCCCUAUCAUCAGGAGGUGCUGAAAUUAGCUGCGAAGCAACGGCGGGCAAUAUGUAGGAUUCGAAGCUCUCUGAAACACAUGAGACAGGUGAUCUCUCAGAGUGGCAGCCGAUAUCGAGUCUUCUUGAGUACCAUCCUGACUUUCAUAGAGGCCAAGAUAAGGCUCCCUAACAUGGGAAGAUGUGGCUCCUCAGCAUACGAGAUGGCAGAAGAUCUGGCUGCCCGCAUCAACACCGAACGGAGUCAGAUCAAGGCCAGAUGGGACCCAUUGUCAUGGCUUCCCACUGUGCCCAGCAUUACCCUGCCCAGUAUUCCCGUGCCCAGUAUUCCUGAAGUAAUUUCGCAGAUAGGAAACAAGAUCGUGAACAAAACUAAUGAGGUAGGACAGGAGAUAGAGACUACUGCAAAAGAGACUGGUCAAAAGAUCGAACAGGGUGGUGAAACUCUCCUGAAGAAUUUUGCAAAGGGGAUGCAAGCUGUUGCAGAAGAAAUGGAAAAGAACUUCGCCAGCGUGUACGAGAAAGCCUCACAGGCAGUUAAGGACGAGUUCAAUUCGUUGAAGCAAAAUAUCGUGGCUCAUCUUCCAAACUUGAACAUGAUUUCCGACGCACUGCUCUUGAACCUAACUCUGGAGUUUUACACCCGGGAAGGACAACUAUUAACCCUAUUACACGAUUUUGGGUCGUGUUGCCUCGGAGCUAUCACCUUGAAGAGAGUUAAGGAGGUCAGCUACUACAUAGAGCUGGCCGUAAUGGCUGCCAGGUUCAUACAAGGUUACUACGUUGGAUAUACUUCACAGAACUACUCCCUCUGCACCGCUGUUGAUCACAUAUGCGAUUACACCGAGAGCACAAUGCGAAGUGGAAUGCAAGUUGCUAUGGAGAAAGCUGUGGAUGGCGUACACCUGGCCCAAGCACUUCUCGCGGGAAAAACCACAGGCACUCCUGCGCAAAAUCUGGUGUGCCUGGCCCUUAUCGCGUUUGAUAUUGGCAUGGCCUUGUAUUCUACACCUGUGGAUGCGGGACAAGGUGUACUAGAAGAUAUUAGCCAGGUUGCUGGAGAGAUCGCAGGAGCGUACCUUGCUUGGUUCAUAAGUGCUGAAUCAGUUGGUAGUGGGUUGCGUCAACUUGUGUGUUUAUAAGUAUCCAAGUAAUGCCCAUGUAAUAUUGCGCACUCAGAGCUAAUAAACCAUGAAUAGAAACGUG
Molecule: messenger RNA, 1647 nt
Organism: Ornithodoros turicata
Lineage: Eukaryota; Metazoa; Arthropoda; Arachnida; Ixodida; Argasidae
Exons: 33
Coding region: 144-1583 (479 amino acids)
Source: RefSeq, a predicted model, not a curated record